Molecule: messenger RNA, 2058 nt
Organism: Alternaria postmessia
Lineage: Eukaryota; Fungi; Ascomycota; Dothideomycetes; Pleosporales; Pleosporaceae
Exons: 4
Coding region: 1-2058 (685 amino acids)
Biological process (GO): D-sorbitol catabolic process
Molecular function (GO): L-iditol 2-dehydrogenase (NAD+) activity; zinc ion binding
Source: RefSeq, a predicted model, not a curated record
AUGGCCAUGCUAGACGUCCUCGACCUACCCCAGCUUUACACCAAGCCCUCCGCAGAGGCCCUCCUCGACACGCUCGCGCUCCUCACCACCGGUCCGCGGUCAUGGGAAUACACAAGCACGAGUGAUGAAGCCGGUAAUCGAGUGGAUUCUGGUGAGCCUGUUGUCCAGGUCAACCCAGAGGGCGUCACACGAUACCUCACUACCAUCAUCGGUAGCGGUUUACAAUGGAUUCAAGACGAUGAGGUCAAGGAGCGCAUCUGGGAUCAGGCCAGCGCCCGACUGAGCGAGCGCUCCGGUCGAUCUGCCAUGAGCACCAUGUCUCGCACAUUCCAAAUCCCUACCGCCUCUGAAUCCUUCGAGCUCAAGAUUCACGAGCCUGCUAUGACAGGCGACGAUCUAGGCCUGAAGACAUGGGCUGCUUCAUACAUGCUUGCUAAGCGCCUCAAGAGCUUCAACCUCGUGCUGCCAGAUACACAUGAGAGGCUACAGGUCCUGGAGCUUGGGUCUGGUACCGGUUUAGUAGGAUUAGCAAUGGCCGGCCUUGGCGCAGACGUUGUUCUGACAGACCUGCCCAGCAUUUGCCCGAACCUGGCCUACAAUGCGCAGCAGAAUCGAGAAAUUGUCAGUCUCAAUGGUGGAGCAGUCCGCACAGCUGUGCUUGACUGGACACAUCCCACUCACUGUGAACCUUUGCCAAACGUCAACGGUACUGGCGACAAUCUAGCCAUUCCUGCAAAAUUUCCCUUAAUCUUGGCCGCAGAUUCACUAUACUCUCCAGAUCACCCACGCAUGUUAGUUGAUACCAUUGCCGCUUGGCUUUCUCCGGACAACGACGCUAGAGUAAUCAUCGAGUUUCCAUACAGAGACUGUUACUUGCCUGAGAUCAAGGACUUCCGUCGCCAGAUGCUUGAGCUCGGCUUAGAGAUAUUGGAAGAGGGAGAGGAGAGGGGACGGGAUGACUGGGGACCGUCAGAGACAAGCGAAGAUCCAGAUGAUGAAGCGCUCAACCCUUCUUUCAUCCUCCAAGCCAAGGACAAGCUCACCUACGAAGACCGACCAAUUCCCGAACUCCCCUCUCCAUACGAUGUCAUCAUCAGACCACGAUGGACCGGUAUCUGCGGUUCGGAUGUGCACUACUGGGUUGAAGGGCGCAUCGGUCACUUUGUAGUUGAGAAGCCCAUGGUUCUCGGCCACGAAUCAGCUGGUGUCGUACACAAAGUUGGCGACAAGGUCAAGAGCCUGAAAGUUGGUGACGAGGUUGCUAUGGAGCCCGGUGUGCCUUGCCGCCGUUGCGUACGAUGCAAAGAUGGAAAAUACAAUCUUUGCCCUGACAUGGCCUUUGCUGCCACACCCCCAUACGAUGGCACACUCGCGCGGUAUUACACACUGCCAGAGGACUUCUGCUACAAACUUCCCGAGAACAUGAGCAUGGAGGAGGGUGCGCUUAUCGAGCCUACCGCUGUCGCUGUACACAUCACAAGGCAAGCUGCUAUCAAGCCCGGAGACUCGGUCGUAGUAUUCGGUGCAGGUCCCGUCGGUUUGCUGUGCUGCGCUGUCGCAAAGGCAUACGGCGCAAAGAAGAUUGUGACUGUAGACAUCAACGACGAACGCCUCAACUUUGCACUCAAGUACGCCGCAAACGCAAGCUUCAAGAGCCAAAGAGUGAGCGCACAAGAAAACGCCGAGAAUCUGAUCAAGGAAUGUGAUUUGGGUUCGGGCGCAGAUGUCAUUAUCGAUGCGUCGGGUGCUGAGCCCUGUAUUCAAACCGCCAUCCACGCGCUACGCAUGGGCGGAACAUAUGUUCAGGGUGGCAUGGGCAAACCCGACAUCAACUUCCCCAUCAUGGCCAUGUGCACCAAGGAACUCAAUGUCAAGGGCUCCUUCCGUUACGGCUCAGGCGACUAUCAAACCGCUAUUGACCUCGUGGCUAGCGGACGUAUCUCAGUCAAGGAACUCAUCACCGGUAAGGUCAAGUUCGAUGAGGCGGAGAAGGCGUUUGCAGAUGUCAAGGGUGGCAAGGGCAUCAAGAUAUUGAUCGAAGGCCCUGCUGAGCAGUAA